Molecule: messenger RNA, 606 nt
Organism: Lytechinus pictus (painted urchin)
Lineage: Eukaryota; Metazoa; Echinodermata; Echinoidea; Temnopleuroida; Toxopneustidae
Exons: 3
Coding region: 1-606 (201 amino acids)
Source: RefSeq, a predicted model, not a curated record
AUGACAGUUACGCCUAGCGUGUAUAUAUUGGAAUGUGAACAGUGCGACGAUAGGGAUAAUGUUUUUGGUGGUGGUGGAGGUGGUGGUAGUGUUGGUAAUGGUAAUGGUGGUGGUGGUGGCGGUGGUGAUGGUAGUGCUGGUUGUGGUAGUGGAGGGGGUGAUGAUGAUGUUGGCGAUGAUGGUAGUGGUAAAAAAGAUGGUGGUUAUGAUGAUGGUUGUGGUGGUUGUUGUAGUAGUGGCAGUGGCGAUGGUGAUGCUGGUGGUGACGACGAUGAUGGUCGUGGUGGUUAUGGUGGUGCUGUUGACCAUAUGCAUGAGAUGAGACCAACUACUUAUAGACCAAAUAUAUUUGAUGGUGAACAGUACGAUGAUGGGGAUAAUUAUUUUGAUGGUGGUGGCGGUGGUGGUGGUGGUAGUGGUGAUUGUGGUGCAGGUUGUGAUGGUGGAGGUGUUGAUGAUGGUGUCGGCGAUGAUAGUAAUGGUAAAAGAGAUGAUGGUGAUGCUGGUGGUGGUAAUGAUGAUGUUGGUGACGAUGAUGAUGGUUAUUAUGGUAGUGGUGUUCAUGGUGGUGCUGGUGGCGAUGGUGGUGGUGGUGGUGCACGAUGA